GACCCUGGGAGCAAGAUGGCCACGGUCAUCCCCGGCCCCCUGAGCCUAGGCGAGGACUUCUACCGAGAAGCCAUCGAGCACUGCCGCAGCUACAACGCACGCCUGUGCGCCGAGCGCAGCCUGCGCCUGCCGUUCCUCGACUCGCAGACCGGCGUGGCCCAGAACAACUGCUACAUCUGGAUGGAGAAGACCCACCGCGGCCCGGGUUUGGCCCCGGGACAGAUCUACACGUACCCCGCCCGCUGUUGGAGAAAGAAACGGAGACUCAACAUCCUGGAAGACCCCAGACUUCGGCCCUGCGAGUACAAGAUUGACUGUGAGGCGCCAUUGAAGAAGGAGGGCGGCCUCCCAGAAGGGCCGGUCCUUGAGGCUCUACUGUGUGCUGAGACAGGGGAGAAGAAGAUAGAGCUGAAGGAGGAGGAGACCAUUAUGGACUGCCAGAAACAGCAGCUGCUGGAGUUUCCACAUGAUCUUGAAGUGGAAGACUUGGAGGAUGACAUUCCCAGGAGGAAGAACAGGGCCAAAGGAAAGGCAUAUGGCAUCGGGGGUCUCCGGAAACGCCAGGACACCGCUUCCCUGGAGGACCGAGACAAGCCGUAUGUCUGUGAUAUCUGUGGGAAACGGUAUAAGAACCGGCCAGGGCUCAGCUACCACUACACCCACACCCACCUGGCUGAGGAGGAGGGGGAGGAGAACGCCGAACGCCACGCCCUGCCCUUCCACCGGAAAAACAACCAUAAACAGUUUUACAAAGAAUUGGCCUGGGUCCCUGAGGCACAGAGGAAACACACAGCCAAGAAGGCGCCUGAUGGCACUGUCAUCCCCAAUGGCUACUGUGACUUCUGCCUGGGUGGCUCCAAGAAGACGGGGUGUCCCGAGGACCUCAUCUCCUGUGCCGACUGUGGGCGAUCAGGACACCCCUCGUGUUUACAGUUCACGGUGAACAUGACGGCAGCUGUGCGGACCUACCGCUGGCAGUGCAUCGAGUGCAAGUCCUGCAGCCUGUGUGGCACCUCGGAGAACGACGGUGCCAGCUGGGCGGGUCUCACCUCCCAGGACCAGCUGCUGUUUUGUGACGACUGCGAUCGGGGUUACCACAUGUACUGCCUGAGUCCCCCCAUGGCGGAGCCCCCGGAAGGGAGCUGGAGUUGUCACCUCUGUCUUCGGCACCUGAAAGAGAAGGCCUCUGCCUACAUCACCCUCACCUAG
Messenger RNA from Balaenoptera ricei (Rice's whale), 1209 nucleotides. RefSeq names its product double PHD fingers 1 (gene DPF1). Gene Ontology annotation, biological process: nervous system development. The coding region runs from base 16 to 1209 and encodes 397 amino acids. The transcript is spliced from 12 exons. The record is from RefSeq and is a predicted model, not a curated record. Gene Ontology annotation, cellular component: nBAF complex. Lineage: Eukaryota; Metazoa; Chordata; Mammalia; Artiodactyla; Balaenopteridae.